UUUCUUGACCCGGAGGCCCAGGGACUAGCGCUUUUGACGUUGCAGAUUAGAGAUAGGGAGGGAGUUAGGUUGCAGAGCUCCUUCUAUGCACUCUUUAGUGGCCCCGGAUUCCGGGCUCCACUGUUAGAACAGCGCCGGGGGCUCCGGGGCGAGAGGUGCGGGACGCCCCGCGGCAGAGAUCCCCAGGCACAGCCUCUGGCGGGACCGCACUUGCUCGAAGGGGCUUCCUGGGUUCCGCUGCUUUCCCCUUACACUCCAGCGGCGGGAGGCCGUGCGGUUCUCUUUCAGGGCCGCAGGCGGCGUCCAGAGGCGGGGGUCGCAGCGGCCGCUCGCUGGGGGCGGCGCAGGGUAGGCAGACGCCGAGCCCGCCCUGCCGGCAUCCCGGGCCUGACUUCCUCCAGCAGCGGGCGGCCGGCCGGCCCAGCUGGAGGAAACGGCGGCGGCGGCCACGAUGAGUGCCGGGGACGCGGUGUGCACCGGCUGGCUGGUCAAGUCGCCCCCGGAGAGGAAGCUGCAGCGCUAUGCCUGGCGCAAGCGUUGGUUUGUCCUCCGGCGGGGCCGCAUGAGUGGCAACCCUGAUGUCUUGGAGUACUACAGAAACAAGCGCUCGAGCAAGCCUAUCCGGGUAAUAGACCUCAGUGAGUGUGCUGUAUGGAAGCAUGUGGGACCCGGCUUUGUUCGGAAGGAAUUUCAAAAUAAUUUUGUGUUCAUCCUCAAGACCACUUCCCGUACAUUCUAUCUGGUUGCCAAGACUGAGGAAGAAAUGCACGUGUGGGUGCACUGCAUCAGUCAGGUCUGCAACCUUGGCCACCUAGAGGAUGGUGCAGCAGAUUCCAUGGAGAACCUCUCUCACAUGCCCUCCUCCCUCCAGCCAUCCCCUGCCAGCUCCCUUCAUACUGCCCAUGCUGCCAGCUCCUCCUUGCCAAGAGAUGAUCCACACACUAAUUCUGUAGCCACUGAGGAAACCAGAAGUGAAUCAGAACUUCUCUUCCUUCCUGAUUAUCUGGUUUUGUCAAACUGUGAGACUGGAAGACUGCACCAUGCCAGUCUACCAACUAGAUGCAACAGCUGGUCAAACUCAGACCGCUCUCUGGAACAGACUUCCAUUGAUGAAGUUUUUGUUGACUGCCUGCAGUCGCUGCCCUCCAGUCAUUUGCUCCACCCCUCAGUCCCUAGAAAUGGAUCUCAGGAGGAACCUUCCAUGAGGCUGCAGGCUGCCCUGAUCUGGAGCAGAGAAAUCAAUGGACCAUCCAAGGACCACUUGUCUUCUUCAUUGCUGGAAACAUCCUUAAGUCCCACCAUUCAGAUAGAUAAAAACCAAGGUUACUUGCCACGUGGGGCAAAAGAACUAGACAUCAUGGCCAAUACUCCACCUCCCCGCCCCCCUAAGCCAAGCCAUCUCUUAGAACGGUGCCAAGAGGAGCAGCUCCUGUGGAGUGGGCACAGCAGCGGCAAGAAGGCAGAAUGCACCCUGGUUCCAAGAAGAAUCUCUCUCUCUGGUUUAGACAAUGUGAGAACCUGGAAAGCUGAUGUAGAAGGCCAAUCCUUAAGACACCGAGACAAGAGGCUUAGUUUAAAUUUGCCGUGCAAGUUCUCCCCAAUGUACUCCACAGCUUCAGCCAGUGCCGAAGACAGCUACAUGCCCAUGAGCCCCCAGGCCACUGCCUCUGAUCUUGGAUCCCAUGGCAGCCCUGAUGACUACAUCCCAAUGAGCUCAGGAAACAUCACAAGCCUUCUACCUGAGCUUCCUGCAGACCUGGAGCCUCCUCCAGUGAACAGAGAUCUCAAGCCAAAGAAGAAACCACGGCCACCUCCUCUGGACCUGAGAAACCUCUCCACCAUCCGGGAACACGCUUCUUUAACCAGGACUCACACUGUACCUUGCAAUCGAACCAGCUUUCUCUCUCCAGAAAGAAAUGGUAUUAAUUCUGCAAGAUUUUUUGCCAAUCCUGUUUCCAGAGAAGAGAAAGAAAGCUACAUCCAAAUGGAAGACCACCAAACAGCCAACUCCUCGAGCAGUGGUAGUCUCAUGUGGACAAAGAAAUUCAGCCUGGAUUAUUUGGCCCUGGACUUCAAUUCACCAUCACCAGCCCCCAUACAGCAGAAACUUCUCCUUUCAGAAGAGCAAAGAGUAGACUACGUCCAAGUGGAUGAGCAGAAGACACAAGCUCUCCAGAGCACGAAGCAGGAGUGGACAGAUGAGAGGCAAUCGAAAGUGUGAGAAGUAUGGGCUUGGGUGUGAAACAGGGGCUCACACAGGAAAUUAGGGCUCAGUUUGAGUUUUUUUUUUUUUUUUUUUUUUCUAAAAACACAGUGAUGGUCAACACAGGUCAAAACCAAGAGAGAAUGUAUAGUUUUUGUGGUCGUGGGGGAAAGGACCUACAGAAAGGCAGCAGUUUCCUUCCCUAGCCACACUGCCCAUGUCCCAAGUCUCAGGGGUGUGUGCAGCUGGCUCCAUAGCCACAGGAUGCCAUAGCCACAGACCAGGAUGUGAAAAACUCCCUUCAUUCAGGCAGGAUAGAAACACUAGAAAUAAGACUUAAGAAAACAUUUCUGAAAAUUAUGUUUAAAAUCUCUUAAACAGAGUAUUUGGAGUGAAGAUUGGAGCCAGUGUUGCUACCAACAGGAUGACAUCAUUUGACUCCAAUACCUGAAAUUCUGACCUCUCUCCUGUGCUUUGGAAUCAUAAAUUAUCCUUUUUAAGGGGCCCCUGGAGACCAUCUUGUUCCAGCCCUUAAAGUCACAGUUAAGGAGAUCAAGCCCAGCGGUGAUAGCAGAAUCUGCACUACUUAUUCCAAAGACUCUAGCAGACCAGUCAUUUAUAUCCCCAAAGACAGACAAUUCAAAUGAUGGGGACAAUGGGUCCCAGGCUCUGUGAGGAGAAUAACAGGUGACACUGGUGGCUGUAAGGAUGUUGUGAUUAAGCAUCUACCUGUAGACAGGUAUUCUGUUGCUGUUGCCUUUUCCCAGCAUGCUUUCCAUCCAUCAUCUCAUCUUGUUCUCUAAAAGACCUCAGAAUCUAGGCAUGGCAGAGAGUAUCACUCCUACUUUGAAGAAAAGAAAACUGAGAAGUAGAGAAGGGAACACUUUGCUCAAGAUUACUCAGAGAGCUGAGCCACAGAGUUUGGCUUAGAAUAGAAUUGCCCAGGCUGCCAAUUGCAAGCUCAUCGUACUAUCUCAUUGCCUCUGAGUAUUUGGACAAAAUGGAUCAAUUGGGUCAACCUUGGCAGCAUGUGUGAAGCACCUGCAUACACAAGAUGGGUUAUCUCUCUUUUUCACAGGGACCUGAGCAGGUACUUUGACAUUUGAAAGGUAUGCAUGUCCAGUGAGGGUUUCUUUGUGUAACAUUCAACUGGAACUCUAACAUCAUCUAUAGUUAAAAUUAGAAAUACCUCCUGAUAAUUCACCUGGAAUCCAUUCUUAGAUCAGAUGGUCCCCUUUGCAAUUUUCCCAUUUGCUGGCUAAUGCUGAGAGAGGAAUUUUUACUAUCUCAGGGAAGAAUAAAUUGUUCCUUGCUAUCCCAUGAUGGGACCAAGCUUUCUAGUGAUAGAUAGAAAUUACCAGAGGCAAAACAAACAAACAAAAACAGUUAGUUCUAUUCUCAGAUUUCCUGGCCAUUGUUCUCUUCUGCUUGAGAAGUGACUAGAUCCUAAGAGUGCAAACACUCCCCACUUGGUAGUAAGAGCAUCAUGUCACCCCCUUCCUUUAUAGGUCCUGGGGUCCAGGGGAUGCAGAAUAAAGGUCUCGAUUGGACAUGGAGUUUUAUUUGAUGCUCCUCUGAACUACUGAGGAAUAAGCAGAUACUGGUCCUACUGGCACUGUGUCCUAUAUACAAGGAUGGAUCAAAUAGGCAGGCAGUUCUGUGAUAGUGUACUCAGGGCAAUCGUAGACUUUGCUAGGGUUUCAGGGUUUCACACCUUCCCAAAGGUAAGUAAAAGCCAAAGUCUUGAUUUUUCAGAGCAUAUAGGAAGUCAUCUUGAUUUUCAAAGCAGCGAAUUCUGAUGACAUUAUUUUCUUCCGGGGGCAAAGUAAGGAACAAUGGUCACAUACUUUGAGUUUAAAGUCCACACUGAAUUUAGACAGAGAAAGAUGAAAAGCUACCCACAUCCUGCACACCAUAGCCAGCUCCAUUGCAUGGCACACAGGCCAGAGCCUCUAAGGAGCUGUAUUCUUCCCCCAUGUGACUUGCAAAGAGUCACACAGUCUCAGGCAAGAAACCAGGUUGCAGGGUGCUGGUCCCCACAGAUGGUAGCUCCCCCAGGUGUGGUCACCUGUGUUAGGGACAGUGAUUGAUUACCUGACAAAGGCUGGUGCAGAAAAAUUGUAGCCCCAGUGUCAAUUGGGGCUACCACCUUGAAGAUACAAAAGAAACUACAGAUGAAAUUAUGUCAGUAGUUAAAUGUUAUUCAAUUGACCAAAAAAAGAAAUAUGUUUGUAGAAAACAUUUCCAGGAAUAUAUUUACAGCAUGAAGCAACACACAUGUGAGUAAUGUGACCUGUUUAAAUUUGAUUAGUUAAAAACAGGAAUGCUCUUAACAGGCACUGUCUACAUUUAAAGUAUGAAAAGUGAUAGGGGUCAGAAUAAAAAAAUAAUUUAAAAAAGGAAACUUCACCAUCUUUUCCAGGGUAUACAUGAUUAUGUCCUGCUUUGGUAAAACUGCUAAAGGAUGGCUACACAAAAGCAUGACAAUUCAAAGAAACAAAGCAUAGGUAGUUUUUAAACUGAGAGCAUCAUGUGCUCCUGAGAAAGUCACGAUAAGUCAAAAUGAUGCCAGCCAAAUCUUGGUUUCUGGUGGAGACAAUGGAUGUGUAGGCAACAGAGGGCAAUGUUUCUGACCAAAGGUCUGAUGUUUGUUACAGAAAUGAUCCCAGAGACCAUUCUGAGCCAAAGACACAUGGCACGUUUGCACACUGUGCAGUGGACACAUUCCUAAAAGAUUUGAAAAUCUGCAUCACAUUGUUUUCUGUGGUUCCUUUUUGUUUCAUUUCCUUUUGUCUCAUUUUCGGAGGAAAUUCCUCCAAAUUAGGGGAUGUCCAUUGCAGGAUGGGGUGCUGAAGAGUCUCAAGCCUAUAAUCCCAGAGGGUUAUGAACCCAGGAACCCUGGAAAUUAAGUUUUCCUAGGGGAGGUAGGAACCCUGAGGCCCCCCCAGCAGCCUGGCUGUAAAGGCAUCAAGUGACUCACUGGGGGGUUGCUGUACAGGACAUUUCAUCUUGGAAUGAGAACCAACUGAAUGAUGAUAUUUAAAAGAUGUGAGGGAGACUGAAGGGCUCCUCUCAAGCCUAGCUUUCUCCUCUUAUGGUCUCCUUGAUCCCUGUUCACAACAUCUCUGUACCCACAAUCACACAGAUUUUUUAAAUUUAUUUUGUUUCUACUGUUUCAUUUCUGGCAUUAAUAAAAAUUUUA
Messenger RNA from Nycticebus coucang (slow loris), 5405 nucleotides. It is a transcript of the gene GAB3, whose product is annotated as GRB2 associated binding protein 3. Lineage: Eukaryota; Metazoa; Chordata; Mammalia; Primates; Lorisidae. The record is from RefSeq and is a predicted model, not a curated record. The transcript has 10 exons. The coding region runs from base 452 to 2221 and encodes 589 amino acids.